CAAUCCAAAAGCUAAUCCUCAAAACCAAGACUUGUUAGAAAGUGUAGAGCUAAGGAUUAAGUUUCACCCUCUCAUUUAAAUACCAAUUUCUUUCUGUCACCCAAACUUUCUGGGUACAGAGCCAAGUUUUUCUGUGGAAGGAGGGAAGAAAAGAUUUAAAAUAGGGGUGUGUGAGGGUUAGUGAUUCAUCUUCAGUUGCUAGCCAUUGCAAGGAGAACCAAUUCCUGAGAGAAGCUGAAGAAGACACCAUGAGUAAGAUCAGUGAGACAGUGAACAGGGCCAGGGCUGCCUUCAACUCUGGCAAAACUCGGCCCUUGAAGUUCCGGUUACAGCAGCUGGAAAACCUGCGAAGGAUGAUGAAGGAGGGAGAAAAGGACAUUGCUGCAGCCCUGAAAGCUGAUCUCCACAAGGCUGAAUGGCCUGCAUAUUAUCAAGAGAUCAUUUAUGCCUUGGAAGAAACUGAGCAUGCAAUCGACAACCUUCCCCAGUGGAUGCUUGAUGAGCCUGUGGAGAAGCACCCUCAAAGGAAGGAUGACCAGCCUUAUAUCCACUCAGAACCACUGGGUGUGGUUCUGAUCAUGGGAGCUUGGAACUUCCCCUUCCUUUUGACCAUUCAGCCAUUAGUGGGCGCCAUUGCUGCAGGCAAUGCUGUAGUCAUCAAGCCUUCUGAGUUGAGCGAGCAGACAGCCAUCAUGUUGGCCACACUGAUCCCUAAGUACCUGGACAAGGACUUGUAUCCAGUUAUCAAUGGUGGUAUUCCUGAGACCACAGAACUGCUGAAGGAGAAAUUUGACCACAUCAUCUACACUGGGAGCACUGGAGUGGGCAAGAUUGUCAUGACAGCAGCAGCCAAGCACCUGACUCCAGUGACCCUGGAACUGGGAGGGAAGAGUCCCUGUUAUAUCGACAAGGACUGUGACCUGGAUAUUGCCUGCAGACGUAUCACUUGGGGGAAGUACUUGAACAGCGGUCAGGGCUGUGUGGUUCCAGACUACAUCCUCUGUGACCCUUCUCUACAAGGCCAAAUAGUGGAAAAGGUUAAAAAAAACCUGAAGGAAUUCUAUGGAGAUGAUGCCAAAACUUCUCCUGACUAUGGAAGAAUCAUCAAUAAACGUCAUUUCAAAAGGGUGAUGGGCUUAAUUGAGGGACAGAAGGUUGCCUAUGGAGGGAAUGGAGAUGAAGCCUCCUGCUAUAUAGCCCCGACCAUUCUCAUCGAUGUUGACCCGAGGUCUAACGUGAUGCAAGAAGAAAUCUUUGGGCCCCUCCUGCCCAUCGUCUGCGUGAAGAGCCUGGAGGAAGCCAUCCAGUUCAUUAACCAGCGACCAAAGCCCCUGGCUCUCUACGCCUUCUCCAACAACGAGCAGGUCAUUAAGAAGAUCGUUGCAGAGACUUCCAGCGGAGGCUUUUGUGCCAAUGACGUCAUUGCCCAUCUGGGUCUCCACUCUCUCCCCUUUGGGGGUGUAGGGGACAGCGGCAUGGGCUCCUACCAUGGCAAGGACAGCUUUAGGACCUGCUCUCACCGCCGAUCCUGCUUGAUCAGGCCUCUGAAGAAGGAGGAAACUGACAAAAUUCGAUUCCCCCCUUUCCCUGCUAAGGUCACACACAAAUGAGAUGCUAUCAGUCCUUUGUCCACUGGGACAAAUUGUUGUUUGGAAGUCUAAGAUUUCACUGAACCUCUGAACCUUCAUCCCUGCUGCCCCCAGCCUCUCCCCUCUUUUCUACUUGCCUCUAGUAAUUCUCUCCUUCCUCAAUUAGCAGCUUGAUGGUCACCUGCUCUGAGAAGUUUUCCUAGACCACCCCUAGCCAACAGCUGGGACACCUUCUUCUUCUGGACUCCUGCAGCAUUUGCUGUCCCUAUCUUGCCUUAUCACAAACUCCUUUGGGUUGUUAAUUAGUUGUUCUGGGUUCCUGUGUCUUUAUCUUCCCCAUUAGACUGGAAGCUCCUUGAGGGCAGGAAUCAAGUCUUAUGUUUCUUUUGGAUCAAUCCCCCCACCCAGUAUAGUGUUGAGCAGGAACAUUUAUUCAAUAAAGACUUGCCAAAUGAA
Messenger RNA from Monodelphis domestica (gray short-tailed opossum), 2045 nucleotides. Its product is annotated as aldehyde dehydrogenase, dimeric NADP-preferring. Gene Ontology annotation, molecular function: aldehyde dehydrogenase (NAD+) activity; 3-chloroallyl aldehyde dehydrogenase activity. The record is from RefSeq and is a predicted model, not a curated record. Gene Ontology annotation, biological process: aldehyde metabolic process. NCBI's taxonomy places the organism in Eukaryota, Metazoa, Chordata, Mammalia, Didelphimorphia, Didelphidae. Gene Ontology annotation, cellular component: cytoplasm.